Parnassius apollo (apollo) is the source of this 408-nucleotide messenger RNA. Lineage: Eukaryota; Metazoa; Arthropoda; Insecta; Lepidoptera; Papilionidae. The record is from the annotation of a GenBank genome assembly.
AUGAAGUUGUCGGCUAAAUCAAACCUAUGUACAUAUAGGAGGGAACGAUCAAAAACAGGGGGUGGCGAAAAACCACUAUCACCUAUUCCUGAGGACUUACAAAUUAUGGCAAUUGCUCCUCACGACUUUGUCAUUGAAGUUAACGAUUAUGAUAGUGAUGCAGUGAAUCCAGUGACUGUGGCUACAACUACAAAAGAAAUAUUUGCUGACCCUAAGCCUUGCCUUAGUUUUAAUAAAAAUGACACACCAGUAGUUAUAAACAUAGAAUAUCCAGAACUCAAUGUCGAGGUGCAAGAGAUAUCAAACGAUCCAACUACGGACACAGAAAUGAAAAUAACCAACAAUGAAACUGCUAAUACAAGGGGCAUUACAAAAACAAAAGACAGGAAAAAAGGGCUUGCAAAAUAG